This is a messenger RNA of Capra hircus (goat), 1149 nucleotides long. It is a transcript of the gene NTF4, whose product is annotated as neurotrophin 4. Gene Ontology annotation, biological process: negative regulation of neuron apoptotic process; positive regulation of peptidyl-serine phosphorylation; nerve growth factor signaling pathway. The coding region runs from base 266 to 898 and encodes 210 amino acids. The record is from RefSeq and is a predicted model, not a curated record. The transcript has 3 exons. Lineage: Eukaryota; Metazoa; Chordata; Mammalia; Artiodactyla; Bovidae. Gene Ontology annotation, molecular function: nerve growth factor receptor binding; growth factor activity. Gene Ontology annotation, cellular component: extracellular region.
GACCCGGGCCCUCCGGGGCGUGUGCAGCGAGGAGCCGGCGGGCGAGCGGGCGUCCCUACAGCCAGCGAGCAGGAGGAGGAGCUGCCGCCGCGCCGGAGACGGCCGGGGGAGCCGAGGAGGGCGCCCCAGGUGGUUGCCCCCUCCCUCUCCUGAGAUGUCAGGAAGGAGGGGGCCACCUGUGUCCCCAACAGGGGCCCCCCGGAGCCUGGGGGCCCCCAGCCCUGGAGCUCGGAGGUGGAGGAGGUGCUGACAGGUGUUCAGCGAGAUGCUCCCCCACCCCUCAGGCUCCCUCCCCAUCCUCCUGCUUUUCCUCCUCCCCAGUGUCCCGAUGGAGCCCCACCCCCCACCCUCACCCCUGCCCCCAUUUCCAGCCCCUGAGUGGGACCUCUUGUCCCCCCGGGUGGCUCUGUCCAGGGGUACCCCCACGGGGCCCCCUCUGCUCUUUCUGCUGGAGUCUGGGGCCUUUGGGGAGCCAGCCAGCAGCCCAGCUAACCGCAGUCGGCGAGGGGUGAGCGAGACAGCACCAGCCAGUCGCCGUGGAGAGCUGGCCGUGUGUGAUGCAGUCAGCGGCUGGGUGACAGACCGCCGGACUGCUGUGGACCUGCGUGGGCGCGAGGUGGAGGUGCUGGGCGAGGUGCCUGCAGCUGGCGGCAGUCCCCUCCGCCAGUACUUCUUUGAAACCCGCUGCAAGGCUGCCAGUGCUGGGGAAGGUGGCCCUGGUGGGGGUGGAGGAGGCUGCCGGGGUGUGGACCGGAGGCACUGGGUGUCUGAGUGUAAGGCCAAGCAGUCCUAUGUGCGGGCAUUGACCACUGAUGCCCAGGGCCGUGUGGGCUGGCGAUGGAUUCGAAUUGACACCGCCUGUGUCUGCACGCUCCUCAGCCGGACUGGCCGGGCCUGAGACCCAGGCCCAGGAACUGGGCAGGUAGAGGAAGAAGGAACUGGAUGCUGAAGGACCUCAGGAGUAGCCUGGUUGCUCUAGGCCUCAGUCUGGGAACUUGUCAAAUGGUCACACAAAAUCACAAUGCUCUGGUUUUGAGACCUCAUUCUGGGAAAGACAGAUGAUGAAACCAAAUGGGGUUUUGAAGGAUGAAUAGGAGUUCUCCUGGAUGAACUUGAGGGUAAAACGAAGAUGAUGAUGAUGAUAGCCAA